CGUUGUGCUUUUCCGGUGUCACAGGUCAACUCGUCCGACAAGAAGCAGGGAAUCCAAGGAAAAAUUACGGACACCGACUGAAAAAAAAAAAAAAACACAAUUAUAAUCAUGUCUCACACAAUCCUGCUGGUUCAGCCCACCAAGAGGCCAGAGGGGAGGACGUACGCCGACUAUGAAUCUGUCAACGAGUGCAUGGAAGGUGUCUGCAAGAUGUACGAGGAGCAUUUAAAGAGGAUGAACCCCAACAGUCCGUCGAUAACGUACGACAUCAGCCAGCUGUUUGACUUCAUCGAUGACCUGGCCGACCUCAGCUGUUUGGUGUAUCGCGCCGACACACAGACGUACCAGCCGUACAACAAGGACUGGAUCAAAGAGAAGAUCUACGUGCUGCUCCGCCGUCAGGCCCAGCAGGCAGCCAAGUGAAGUCCUGGGGGGGGGGGGUCUAUUAUUUUACGAUCUGUAACUUGUGUUCAAAUAGUUUGAGUAACAUGUUUUGAAAGGUUUUUGACUACGUUUUCUUUUCUAAGUUUUUGUUUUGUUUGUUUUUUUUUCUCAUCAAGGAGGGUGUAUUUUAAUGUUUGCCUU
Molecule: messenger RNA, 585 nt
Organism: Anoplopoma fimbria (sablefish)
Lineage: Eukaryota; Metazoa; Chordata; Actinopteri; Perciformes; Anoplopomatidae
Product: enhancer of rudimentary homolog
Exons: 4
Coding region: 109-423 (104 amino acids)
Source: RefSeq, a predicted model, not a curated record